UUCCGCAGCUUGAGGGACACCCUGGAGAAAUAUUUAUCACGCCUCAUACUCAGGUGAUCUAUGCCGAGUGCAUUGACGCUCUUGCUACUGUUUUGACACCUGAAGAUUAUGAGAGAUAUAUUUCUCUGGCCCCAGAAAACUUGUUCUCUGGGGUCUACGUGUGUUGUUGGGAAUUCAAAAACAACAAGGUCAUGCCGUUCUCUGUAAGUGAGUUGGAUGGCUACUAUAACCAGACGAUAUUUACCAUGUUAUCCAAUCAUCAAGCCCAGCUUAAGUCAAAGGGUCCUAUGUCGCACGAAAUAAAAGAUAUAACCCGAGAAGAUCCUAUAAAACAAGGGCCUAGGGGGAGCAGAAGUGUCGGUGGGAGUCGCUCUUCUGGCAUUAGAAAGUCAAUUCCUGGUAACCAGCAGGCAAAAGCUACGCCACCAACUUGCCCAAAGUUGAAAACAAAAAUUCCAAGCAGUGUACCGGCUGGAAUUCAGCUUGUUGAGCCUCAAUUUAAGCUGUCUUUUGAAGUUGGUGACAACUUAGAGGUUCUUAGACGCGGUAGUGGCCUGAGAGGCUGCUGGUUCAGGUGUAAGGUCUUAAAGGUAUCAGAAAAAUGUCUCAAUGUUCAAUAUGAUGACAUCCAGGAUUAUGAUGGUCCUGACAAGCUGAAGGAAUGGGUUUCCUCCUACAGAGUUGUAGACUCUGAUAAAUUGGGCAUGAGAUGCACAGGACGCCUCACAAUUCGGCCCCGGCCUCCGGAGGAUUUUUCUGAUUGUUCUUUUGAAGUAGGAGCUGCAGUUGAUGCUUGAUGGUCUGACGGAUGGUGGGAAGGUGUUGUUGUUGACUUCGAUGUCUAUGGAAGCGGUCAUCUUCAGGUUUUCUUCCCUGGUGAGAACAGAUUGUUGGAGAUUCCAAAGAUGAACGUGUGGAUUUCUAGAGAUUGGAUAGACAAUAAAUGGGUUGAAGUUAAUGGAAAGAAAGACAUCGUCAUUCAUAAGCUCGAGUUUAAACGAUGUGUCCAAGUGCAGUAUCAAAGAACCGGGGAACUGUGAAAAUCAGAUGGCUCCCAAACUUGUGGCACCUGAAGACAAAAAAAUGGCGUCAACUUCUGAACACUUAGCGGACAAGCAAGCCACCGACGUGCUUAAACUAAAGAAACGCUGGUCUAAUGAUUUUCUUGCAGGUAAGUAGAACUGAUUUCAGACAAUUCUACAUGUGAUAAUGGUGGCGUUCAGAAGUCGUCAGUUUCUUUGAUUCUGGUGAAACGCUUUUGCCACUGUGGAUACCCCGAGAAGUGAAAGGAGAAGUGCAUUAAUGGCUGGUAAGCAAAUAGCAACGGCCAAGCUACCAAAUUACCCGAAGUUAAAAGUAAAGUUUCCGAGCAGUGGACCGGCUGCA
Molecule: messenger RNA, 1386 nt
Organism: Capsicum annuum
Lineage: Eukaryota; Viridiplantae; Streptophyta; Magnoliopsida; Solanales; Solanaceae
Exons: 4
Coding region: 192-797 (201 amino acids)
Source: RefSeq, a predicted model, not a curated record